UCGAUUUUUCACACAGUCGUUCGAACUACGUAGUAGGCUUCGAUAGUUAUUAAUUUCCGCGUAUCAGAUAUCGUGUUUCAUUUUUUGUCCGCGAACCAAUCAUAUAAAUCACUACUUUUAGUGUACUUUGGAUACAGUCGCAUAUUCCAAGUUAACAAGCGUUGUUAUUAAUUUUCCACGCGCGCGUGUUACAAUUUUGGCCUCGUAGACUUAACGUAAAAUAUAUACAAGAAACGACACGAUCGACGCGUCGAUCCUUGUUGCGACCAUUCAGCGUGGAGUGGAACUAUCUUCGUUGCGCGCGCAACGCGUGCUGUUGACCCAUCGUCAUGGCAACCGUGCGACGAGUCUACACUCCAAGGUGGAUGGACUACGACCGAACAGAAGUCAGUGCACGCGCGGACGUCGAGCCGUAUGUUUAUGUUCUCUUUGUGCGAAUUUUUCGUGACGUUUAACUUUCUCGUGUCGUUUGUACCGUCGGUUUACAGUGCUUGUGUUUUUGUAUCAUUGGACAAGCAGCGAAUUGCCGGAAGGGUUUCGUAAGGAUCAAAAUUCAUCGUGGCUAAAGAGAUUAUGGAGUGACUGUUCAUCGACUUAAUCCAAUAAGGUACUGUCCAUGCGUAUUAAUCCGAAGCUUAAUAAAAUUAGUAGAAAAUUCCUUAAGGAGGCUAUACAUUUCGGAACAGCAUAAUAAUUACAGGCCAUCAUGGACGUUGAGGCAGCGCUGCUGGAGAACUCUCCAACACUGUCGACGAUCUCGUCGGAUUGCACCGACACCACGUAUUCGGGUCCAGGCUCGCCCUAUUCCCCGGAAUCGCCCAUCAUCGUCACCUCGUCGUCGUACAAGAAAACAAAGGAUGACGAGGUGACGCCUAGGCCGACGCCCAGGCAUCCACUACCGCCCAGGAAGCCCAACUUCCGGAUACGACCGCCCUAUCUUAUGAUUUGCAUCAGCAUCGUAGAGAUAGCCGUACACUGUCUGGGAGACGAAGCGACGCUGCGCAGGUGGUUGGUCUACGACCCCCGUCAGAGGGUGCAAGGAUGGAGGUUCGCCUCGUACAUGCUGCUGCACUCGAACGCGCUUCACCUUGCGUUGAACGUGGUCAUCCAGCUGGUGCUGGCCACCCCUCUCGAGGUGGAACAGGGUCGAAUAGGGGUGGCAACCAUUUAUUUAGGAGGUGGCGUUUGCGGAGCACUUGGGGCAUCCCUUCUUCAGCCAAGCCUCUUCUUGGUUGGUGCCUCGGCAGGUGUAUAUGCCUUACUCACCAGCCAUCUUGCGCACCUUUAUUUGUGUCACGGAGAGCUCCGUUACGCCGGCUGGCGGCUAGGCGCGGUACUACUCUUAGCCAGUGCGGACGUUGCUUCACUGCCAAUCCCAGCCCUUCUGGGUUGCGGUCGAGUCGGUUGGGCCGCGCACGUAGCUGGUGCACUGGCAGGACCUCUUCUAGGACUGGCUGUGUUCCCAAACCAGAGCAAAAAGGACGCCAGGGGACGAAGAUUCGUUAGAUUCGUUCGCCUCUUAUCCGCCAUCAGCGUGAUGCUCCUCGUCGUAGGCGCCAUCUUGGGCAACAUUUACCUGAUCGCCCUCCCGCAACUGAGAAAGCCAUCCUGACAGAGAAUCGAGCUGCUCGUCAAACUCUGCAGACGAUCCUUCCUUAUCGUCAAGAUCAGGGAGGCCGCCGAGAGCGUUUUCGAGUAGGUCCUCACCAAUCUUAUCUCUUUGGAGUGGGAAUAUUUGCCAUGUGACUUGGACCCCGGGAGAAAAUUGGAAUCGCGUGAAAUUGUUGUGAGAAGAAGGAUUCGACGAUGAAAUCUGAGAUGGGGAUCUUUGAAGAUUGGAAAUAUUGUGGAUUGUUAAUAAAUAAAAAAAGUUUUUUACAAGGUGUGGAUUACAAGGAUGGAAGUUGGAAGUGACAUGGUCAUGAUGGUUUGGAAAUGAUUGAGGAGAAAGAUUUUGAAAGAAUUGAAUGGAGUGAGGAAUUAAUUUAUAAAUUGGAAGAAAUCUUGGAAGAAUAAAAGAUAUUGGAAAGUAUGACUCAAACUUGAACUUUGAGAAUGAACAGUAACAAACAAAUGAGAUGCAUUUAAUUAUAAAAAAAGAAAGACAUUCUGAAAAAUAUUAGAAGAGACACGAAGAAAUGAUAGUGUCCCUGAAAAAUCUAUUGAUUUUCACUGCUUAAAAAACUGCCACAAGAGAACCAUCCAUCAACCAAACAAUUUCUCCCUCUCGAAAGAAGAUAGUAAUAAAAAUGGGAAAAAACAAGAUCAAUCGAUCAACCAGAAAAAAAAGAGAAAGGAGAAGAGACAUGAGAGGAACCUAAGCGAUUCUUGCGAAAAAAAAAGGAAACAAAAGAAA
Molecule: messenger RNA, 2356 nt
Organism: Apis florea (little honeybee)
Lineage: Eukaryota; Metazoa; Arthropoda; Insecta; Hymenoptera; Apidae
Gene: rho-6
Product: serine protease rhomboid 6
Cellular component (GO): membrane
Molecular function (GO): serine-type endopeptidase activity
Source: RefSeq, a predicted model, not a curated record